This is a messenger RNA of Camarhynchus parvulus, 926 nucleotides long. RefSeq names its product 3-hydroxyanthranilate 3,4-dioxygenase (gene HAAO). Bases 24 to 884 code for a protein of 286 amino acids. Gene Ontology annotation, molecular function: iron ion binding; 3-hydroxyanthranilate 3,4-dioxygenase activity. The record is from RefSeq and is a predicted model, not a curated record. Gene Ontology annotation, biological process: quinolinate metabolic process; 'de novo' NAD+ biosynthetic process from L-tryptophan. The transcript has 10 exons. NCBI's taxonomy places the organism in Eukaryota, Metazoa, Chordata, Aves, Passeriformes, Thraupidae. Gene Ontology annotation, cellular component: cytoplasm.
AAAAGUUUCAUAGCUGGUGGACUAUGGAGCUUCUUGUGAAUGUAAGAAAAUGGAUAGAAGAAAACAAAACUGCCUUUGUGCCACCUGUUUGCAAUAAGCUUAUGCAUCGCUAUCAGUUAAAUGUGAUGUUUGUUGGAGGGCCAAAUGAAAGGAAGGAUUAUCAUAUUGAAGAAGGAGAAGAGCUUUUUUACCAGAUUCAAGGAGAUAUGUGUUUGAAAAUAAUUGAAAAUGGGAAACACAAAGACGUUGUCAUCCGAGAAGGGGAGAUGUUCCUGCUACCUGCCAGGAUACCUCAUUCUCCUCAGAGAUACAAAAGCACUGUGGGUCUUGUGAUUGAGAGGGAAAGAUUAAAAACAGAAAUGGAUGGGCUAAGAUACUAUGUUGGAGAAUCAACUGAUGUCCUCUUUGAAAAAUGGUUUCACUGUGAAGAUCUUGGCACUCAGCUUAGGCCAAUAAUUCAAGAGUUUUUCAAUUCAAGGCAAUAUAAAACUGGAAAACCAAACCCAGAUGAACUCCUGAAAGAAACACCCUUCCCACUGAAUUCCACGUCUGUAAUGGAGCCAUUUUCCUUCUCAAGCUGGUUAAAUGAUCAUCGUGGUGAAAUAAAACAGAAAAAAUCCUUGAGUAUGUUUGGAGAUAACUUUGAAACAGAGGCUAUAGCUUAUGGACCAGGAACAACUGAGAAAAGUAAAAAGAAUUCAGAUAUCUGGAUAUGGCAGCUGGAGGGCACAUCAAGUGUUGCCAUGGAUGGUAAAACCCUGACUCUCUCUGCUGGUGACAGCCUGCUUGUCCGUGCCCAGUCUGUGUACUGCUGGAAAAGAGCAGAAGACUGUGUUGCUCUCAGCAUUGCUCAGGAUCCAAAACGCAAGCAGCCUUAUAAAUAACUCCUGUGUCACUUGGCUUUCUGGAUAACCAAGUUUUAACCU